AUGUCCCACCAGCCCCAAAAAGACACUGUACACGUCGCUAGCUUCCGGCGAGACUGUCCACAUCCCGGCCUCCGCCGUUACGGAUAUUCACAUCCCGGCCUCCGCCGUUACGGAUAUUUAUGGCGGCCUUUAAUUCCGGAAUAUACUUCUCCUCGGCUUCAAUUAUCGACUUCCAGUAUUUAUGCGCAGAAAAAGAAAAUGUAUCAAACCCAAAAUGGCGCAGGUUCAACAAACUCCUUCUUCGCAUUCAUCCGUUGGAGACGGAGCCUCCUCCAUGGCUUCUGUCGACAGCGGCGAUGGAGUGAUUUUGCUGGAAUAUACUUCUCCUCGGCUUCAAUUAUCGACUUCCAGUAUUUAUGCGCAGAAAAAGAAAAUGUAUCAAACCCAAAAUGGCGCAGGUUCAACAAACUCCUUCUUCGCAUUCAUCCGUUGGAGACGGAGCCUCCUCCAUGGCUUCUGUCGACAGCGGCGAUGGAGUGA
This is a messenger RNA of Microthlaspi erraticum, 480 nucleotides long. NCBI's taxonomy places the organism in Eukaryota, Viridiplantae, Streptophyta, Magnoliopsida, Brassicales, Brassicaceae. The record is from the annotation of a GenBank genome assembly.